ACGGAUUUUACAAACUAUUCAUAGCACCAAGGAUACUCGCCAGCUCAUCAACAGUUUAUGUCCUUUCCAGUGGUUCAUUGUUCUUAUAUUCUUUACAAAAUGAACCAAUUUUUUGGUUUUUCCUCAGUGACAAAAUGAUGUCACAAAUAUGGCACCUUUUUUCUGCAGUCUGCUGAAAUGGUACUUUCGCAUUUCUCCCAUUAAGGACCAUUAARUAUUGUUAUUUUCUUAUGUUUGUGAUAUGAAUGUCUCCUUAAACAUCAAUUGUUAGAACCUGUUGUUUUCUGUUUGUACAUCUGGCACUACACCAGCGUCUCUGGGCAUGAUUCAUCAAAAGCGCUGGCCUAUUUAAACGUUUWGAGAACAUUUUAGCUUAGUUUUUUAUGAAGCAUAAUACAGUAAUGGAUCGUCUGGGGAUUAAUUCAACAACGACUAUAAAGCUAGAUGGCUUCUGUACUCAGUGUAUGAGUUUUUUCAAGGUCAGCAACCCGAACUUUGUACUUUUAUUUGAAGGAUGGAAAAUUUCGUCAAUAACAGUUUUAGCAGGCUCGUGCUUUGGGGUAUUCCUACUAUCGAUACUAAGCGAGUUCGUUCGCUUCAAAAGAUCCAAACUACAAGUUCGUAAGAACGACCACGCACCCCUCCCUAGUGAGACUACCAAUGACGUCAAUGAGACUGGAAACCAGUCUCCAGACGAACUGAGCCAUAGUUCUGUUACUUUACAUCGAAACAAUGAUGUUUAUAAACACCAGCAAGCUUACAGCCCUUUCAGCACGCACCACGCCAUUCAAGUAAUUCUUCACGUCACGCAGUUAAUCUUGGGAUACGUGUUAAUGCUCAUCGUCAUGACCUUCAAUGUAUGGCUCGGGAUAUCUGUGGUACUCGGUUUAGGGACUGGGUAUUUUUUAUGUCAUAAUGAUUAUCUAGUAAUUCCAUCGGGAACGCAAUCAAAUAGUUCUAUUGAACUUAAUAUUGUUAAAUAGCAAUUAGCCAGCCUUAUUCGUAAAUGGCUAUACGGCUUUUUUADAGAGGUUUGAUUUCUCGCUAUGUUGUAAGCAAAAACGCAUUGAACUAUGGGAAUAAUUUGUCUCGAAGAGAUACUGCAUAUUAACGAUUUUACAACAAAACGCAAAUUCACAUUAAUGCAUUUUGAUAUCAUAUUUUAAAAAUAUUGACUUGGAAAUCAGAUAGCAGCUUAUUCAGUUUUCUAAUAUGCAUUUUUUWAAAAUCUCGACGUUUUAAGGCAAAACUAAGUAGUACAUUGAUAAGAUUUAUUGGCCUCCUUUGAGGAGCAGAUACAUUUGUGUGAGUUCAGACUGGGUCUUGGACGAACACAGAAACAAAGCAACAUUAACAACAACACCACCAACAACAAAACAAGGCAGUCACACAAAAUAGUUGCCAGCAAGUCACUUCGAAACGAAAACAUAUAAACAGAGAAAAUAUCUCAACCAUCAGUUUACGUUUUUUAGUUUACAAUAAGCUUUUGUAAAUUUAAUUUUUACUGGGUAAUUAAUAUUCAACAUUAUAUUUUAGUUUUUGAAAUUUAGGUAUUAUAAGCAAUUCAAAGAGGGUUAUCACAUUAUUUUUCUUAAUUGAGAAGGGUUAUAAAUUUCGGAAUAAAUAAAUUGUUCUAC
This is a messenger RNA of Exaiptasia diaphana, 1637 nucleotides long. RefSeq names its product probable low affinity copper uptake protein 2. The record is from RefSeq and is a predicted model, not a curated record. Bases 384 to 983 code for a protein of 199 amino acids. Gene Ontology annotation, molecular function: copper ion transmembrane transporter activity. The transcript has 4 exons. Gene Ontology annotation, biological process: copper ion transmembrane transport. NCBI's taxonomy places the organism in Eukaryota, Metazoa, Cnidaria, Anthozoa, Actiniaria, Aiptasiidae. Gene Ontology annotation, cellular component: membrane.